ACUGCUCUACAUCUCUGGAUCUUUCUUUCCUACUCCUCUGCUUCUGUAAAUCUCUGAUUGUGUUCUCCAAUCUGUCCACCUUCUUGUUUCUUAGUGACUGACACCAUGAGUUCGAAGCUGUGGACGGAGGAGCAGUUUAACUGUCCGGUGUGUCUGGAUCUCCCCAAUGAUCCUGUCACCAUCCCCUGCGGUCACAGCUACUGCAUGGCCUGCAUCAAGGACUACUGGAGCAAGGAUGACCCCAAGGGGAUCUACAGCUGCCCUCAGUGCCGCCAGACCUUCUGCCCCAAGCCCACCCUGUCCAGAAACACCAUGCUGGCUGAGGCUGUGGAGCAGCUCCGCAAAGGGGUCCCCAAAUCUGAGGUGCGGGAGUCGAUGAGAAGCGCCCGCGGGGUCUCCAGAUCCAAAGCGAAGCUGUCGUCCUCAGCUGUGCCGUGCGACAUGUGCAAAGGAGAGCAGCAGGCGGCGGUGAAGAGCUGCCUGGUGUGUAUGAGCUCCUUCUGUGAAGCCCACCUGAAGCCCCACAAGACCAAGAAGGCCCUGAAGGAGCACGAGCUCAUAGCGCCCACAGGGAACCUGGCUGACAAGAUCUGCACCCAGCACAAGUACCUGCAGGAGUUCUUCUGUCGCCAGUGCAAGAUGUUCGUCUGCUGGCUGUGCACCAGCAACCAGCAUAAAGGCCACGAGUGUGUGUCCACCAAGGCUGAGCGCCUGGAGAGACAGAAAGUGCUGUCGGAGAUGCAGGCAGAGAACCAGCAGAAGCUGAAGGACAGAGAGCAGGAGCUGAAAGACAUGAAGAAGAUGAUAGAGGUGGUGAAGCGCUCUGCAGACCGAGUGCACGAUGACAGUGAGCAGGUUCUGUCGGAGCUUCGGCGCUCAGUGGAGCGUCUGCAGGAGCUACUGGAGGAGGUUCUGGAUCAGGGCAGUCUGGAGAAGCUGGGUCAGGCCCAGGAGGUGGCCGACAACCUAGAGGCUGAGAUCAAGGAGCUGAAGAGGAGGGACACUGAGAUGAAGGACCUGGUGCGCUGUGAAGACCACAUCUACUACCUGCAGACAUGUGAGUCCAUGUGCAGCCCACUGGAGUCUGGAGACCUGCCCACUGUGCAGGUCAACCCUGAAGCUUCUUUUGAACCCGUGCGAGACGCCAUCUUGGACCUGAGGGAGAAAGUGGAGGAUCUGUGCAACCAGGAGCUUGGAAAGAUCACCAAACAAGUCAACGACACAACGCUUGAGAGAGACCAACCCAAGACCGAGCCCCACUCCCAGCCGCAGAGAGUCCCAGUCUCUGUGGAGCAGGUCCAGUCAGAACCAGCUUGCCCCAGCUGUGGCUCCCAGUCCAGCCCCAGCCCCGCCAACCCCAGUUCCAGCCCCAGCCCCAACUCCUGCCCUUACGCCUGCAUCAACCUCAGGUACCUUCCAUCGUUGACAUUUGCUGCCCCCAGCUGGCUAAUCUUGCACAGUUUCAGUCGGAUGUCAUCGAUCACCAGCAUCUUCCGCUCCCAUCGCCGUGGUACCACCCCAGCAACUCCAGUUGCCUCGACCAGUAACACCCUGUCUGCAGGAGGAAACCCAUGGGGGAUGUCUGCUCUGCCUGAAACACCAACAGAAGUCAACCCCAGCCUCUUCUUGGAUUUGCCCACCGCUGACACCAUGAAUCACACUCCUGCUUUCCCUGCAUUGAGAGAAAUCAACAUCGACAGCAUCCAGGCCCCGGACCCGAGGACCAGAGAGGAGUUCCUGCAGUACUCUGUGAACUUGACCCUUGACCCCAACACAGCCCACAGGCGGCUGGCUCUCUCAGAGGGCAACACUAAAGCCACCCUGCAGGGGGCAGCGCAGCCUUACCCCGACGCCCCGCAGCGCUUCGACGGCUGGACUCAGGUGAUGUGCCAGAGCCCGCUGUACGCCCAGCGCUGCUACUGGGAGGUGGAGUGGAGGGGCCGUGGGUCCUCGAUGGGGGUCGCCUACGGGGCCCUGAGCAGGAAGGGCUCAGACGCCAGGUCGGGGCUCGGCUACAACGCCCAAUCCUGGGCCCUGGAGCUGUCGGACACCUGCUGCUCGGCCAUGCAUGACAACGAAAAGAGGGACAUACCGGUCACCUACUCCCCCCGGCUGGGCAUCUACCUGGACCUGUCUGCGGGAACGCUGGCCUUCUACAGCGUGGCAGACAACAUGAUGCACCUCCACAGCUUCCGCGCCAACUUCACCCAGCCGCUUUACGCCACCUUCGGGGUCGGGAGUGGAGUCGGGGUGGGUCUGGACUUUGCUCUCGGCCAGUUCAGUUCAAGUUCUGACAGCAUCAAGAUCUGUCCCAUGUGAGGCUGCAGGCUCACGGAUGAUGAUGUCGGGACACAAUGACUGAAAGUUUUUGUAAAGUCUGCUACAUUUAAAUACACAUACAUGGAGAAAUGUGUUCUGAAAAUAACAAAAACAUGGCAUUGUUUACGUACCACUCUAGAGAUGAAAACAUGUUUCAUUUUUGACCCAGCCGAGAAAUUUAGCAAAGAUAUUCCUGAUCCCCAAAGGAAAUAUCCGACACCCGAAUGUGAACUCUUCCCAACCCUUAUUCCCUUUUUUCUCUCCAACAUCCAGGUCAAACCUUUCUGAGUCAUAAUAAACCGCAGAGACACCGA
Messenger RNA from Acanthochromis polyacanthus (spiny chromis), 2633 nucleotides. It is a transcript of the gene trim25l, whose product is annotated as tripartite motif containing 25, like. NCBI's taxonomy places the organism in Eukaryota, Metazoa, Chordata, Actinopteri, Pomacentridae. The transcript has 11 exons. Gene Ontology annotation, molecular function: protein binding; zinc ion binding. The record is from RefSeq and is a predicted model, not a curated record. Bases 106 to 2319 code for a protein of 737 amino acids.